Molecule: messenger RNA, 1525 nt
Organism: Culex quinquefasciatus (southern house mosquito)
Lineage: Eukaryota; Metazoa; Arthropoda; Insecta; Diptera; Culicidae
Gene: Lsd-2
Product: lipid storage droplets surface-binding protein 2
Exons: 3
Coding region: 219-1160 (313 amino acids)
Biological process (GO): lipid storage; positive regulation of triglyceride storage
Cellular component (GO): lipid droplet; cytosol
Source: RefSeq, a predicted model, not a curated record
CCGCACUCACGAUCAACCAACACAAACAUCGAACUCAAGUGAUUUGUGAAGAGAGGGAGAGUGAAAGAGAGUGAGUGAAGACACCACCUCAACUUGUUGGAAAGGAACCUCCCGGCCGCGAGUACAUCCAGCCGGAGAACAUUCAGUUGCCGAAAGUCGAGCGGAAAACAAGUGCGCGAUCUUUACCCGAGUCCACGAGGAAUACAAUCAGUGAAGUCAUGUCUGCAAAAGUGCAAGCAAACGGUGAGGUUGUCGCGCCUACUGAGGGCCAGGCCAGCAGCCUGCUGCCACACCUGGAAUCGCUGGACCGGAUGCUCAAGCUGCCCGUCGUGGACGCCACCUGGCAGCAGACCCAGAACGUGUACGGCCGUGUGAAAGAUUACAACCCACUGCUGUCGUGGGCCCUCGGAACGGCCGAGGACGUGGUGCACCGUGCCGUGACCAUUUCCGCCCCGUUGGUGCAAAAGCUGGACCGACCGCUGCAGCUGGUCGACCAGACGCUGGUCAAGGGCAUCGACAAGCUCGAGGUGAACGCCCCGAUCAUCAAGGAGCAGCCCCAGGAGAUUUACAACCAGGCCAAGUCGCGCGUCCUGGAGACGGUCCGGCCGUACACGGAUAAGGUUUGCGAUCUGCGAUCGGCGUCCCAGCAGCGGGCGGCCUCCCUGAAGGAGCUGUCCUGGAAGAAGGCCAACGAGGUGCUGGCCACCCAGUACGGCAGCAUCGCCGUCAACGGAGUGGACACGACGGCCCAGCUGGCGGAACGACUGCUCGACUACUACUUCCCAAAGAGCGAGGGCGACGUUGAGGAAGACAAUGCUCCCAUCUCCGCCAAGGACGACCCCGUGCUGCACACCGUCCAAACCGUGGGCCGCCUGUCCAACAAGGUCGCGCGCCGCGUCUACCGAACCGUCUCCACCCAGGUCAAGUCCCUGCGCAAGGAGGACGUCAAGGACUACAUCGCCACCCUGAUUGCCGUGCUCCGACUGACCCAGUACCUCAACUUUAUCAACGACAAGCGACAGCAGCAGCAGGCCGUCGAGGGCAGCCCAAGUUCCAGCUCCUCCGAUGCCACCUCCUCCGCGUCGACCACCUCGGACGUGGUGGCCAACACCAACAGCACCAAAACCCUUCAGGACAAGGAAGCCAAGAAGGACCAGUAGUAGGUUGGAACUGAUUAACUGAUAGAUUUAUUAGUUAGGAACUGUUUACUUUUCGAAAUCGUUUAGGGAGCAACUUCCCCAAAAAUGCAGUUUGGUUUCAUUUUCUUUCCUAUAUUUUUUUUCUUGUGUGAAUGUGUGUGUGAUGCAUGCAUGUGUGAGUGAAAUUGCGAUAAAAUAUACUGUUAACUGUUACUGUAUGUGAGCGAGAAGAUUGUGCGGCCGCACAGUAGGCCUGGGAUUUUGGAAAUUUCCCCAUUUUUAUAAGUAAUAUAUAGAUAUUUAGAGAAGCUCUAUUGUUUACUCGUAACAUUAUAUAUUUUUUGUAGAUUCAAAAAUAAAAGCAAUUGUAUACAAUUUAAAAACCA